Messenger RNA from Triticum turgidum subsp. durum (durum wheat), 1557 nucleotides. The record is from the annotation of a GenBank genome assembly. Lineage: Eukaryota; Viridiplantae; Streptophyta; Magnoliopsida; Poales; Poaceae.
AUGCCAAUGCUAGCCAUGGACGCGGCCACCGGCAUGGACAGCGGCGGCGUUCUACUGCUCCUUCUCGUCCUGCUCGCCGGUGUCGUCGCGACUUUCGUUCGGUCGUGUCGGUCGUCGGGUGAUGGUGGAACCGCACCGAGCCCACCGUCGCUCCCGCUGCUGGGCCACCUCCACCUGAUCAAGAAGCCGCUGCACCGCUCGCUGGCCAAGCUGGCCACCUCGGCGCACGGCGGGGCCUUGAGGCCGCUCGUAUCGCUGAGGCUGGGGACGCGCCCGGCGCUCCUCGUGUCGACGCAUGCCGCCGCCGAGGAGUGCUUCACGGCGCAUGACGCCGCCCUGGCGGGGCGGCCGCGGCUGCUCGUGGGGAAGCACCUCGGCUACAACUACACGGCGCUCACCUGGGCCUCCCACAGCGCCCACUCGGGCGUCCUGCGUCGGUUCCUAGCCGGCAAGCUCUUCUCGGCGCCCCGCCUCGAUGAACGGACGGCAGACCGACGUGCCGAGGUCACGUCCCUCGUGGUCAAUCUGCUCCAGGACUCAGCGGCAGCAGGCGGCGGCGGCGCGGCGGUCACCAUCCGCCCUAGGCUCUUUGAGCUGGUGCUGAACGUGAUGCUGCGCGCGGUGACGGCGCACGGGCACUCCGGCGAAUUGGGCAGGUUCCAGGAGUUCGUCGAGGAGUCGUUUAAGGUGGUCGGCGCGCCCAGCAUCGGGGACUUCUUCCCGGCGCUGCGGUGGGUCGACCGCCUACGCGGCAUCGACGCGGCGCAUGCGAGGCUGCAGGCGAGGCGUGAUGCGUUCGUCGGAGGCCUCGUCGACGACCACAGACGAAGGCGCAGCAAGGCCGGCGGUGGACACACGACCAGCGUCAUCGACGAGCUCUUGGCGCUACAAGAAGCCGAUCCCGAGUACUACACUGACAACGUCCUCAAAGGCAUCGUCUUGGUACUGUUCAGCACCGGGACUGACACGACGGCGCUGACCAUCGAGUGGACGAUGGCGCUGCUGCUGACGCACCCGGAGGCGCUGCAGAAGGCGAGGGACGAGAUAGACGCCAACGUCGGCACGGGACGGCUUGUCGAGGAGUCCGACAUGGCCAACCUCCCCUACCUGCAAUGCGUCCUGAAGGAGAGCCUCCGGUUGUGCCCCGUCGGCCCGCUCAUCCCGGCGCACGAGGCCAUGGAGGACUGCACGGUGGGCGGCUUCAAGGUCCGGCGCGGCACGAUGAUCCUCGUCAACUCGUGGGCGAUCAACCGGGACGCCAGCCUCUGGGACUCUCCAACAGAGUUCAUGCCAGAGAGGUUCCUCGACACGGCCAAGCCCGCGCCCAUGAUGCCGUUCGGGCUUGGCCGGAGGCGGUGCCCCGCGGAAGGGCUGGCGAUGCGCAUUCUCGGCCUGACGCUCGCGGCGCUCGUGCAGUGCUUCCAGUGGGAUGCCGGGAAAGGUCGUGUCAUUGACAUGGCCGAAGGUGCCGGUCUAAGCAUGCCUAUGGCCACGCCGUUGGCUGUUGUGUGCCGGCCCCGGGAAUUUGUCAAGGAUUUUCUCUCUGCUUCCACUUGA